Molecule: messenger RNA, 1666 nt
Organism: Eptesicus fuscus (big brown bat)
Lineage: Eukaryota; Metazoa; Chordata; Mammalia; Chiroptera; Vespertilionidae
Gene: RNF223
Product: ring finger protein 223
Exons: 2
Coding region: 252-1214 (320 amino acids)
Biological process (GO): protein ubiquitination
Molecular function (GO): ubiquitin protein ligase activity
Source: RefSeq, a predicted model, not a curated record
CACACCUGGGACACGCAACCCCUGCCCUCCACCUGCCAGGAACACGCAGAGGCGCACCUGCCAGCCAGGCCGCCGAGACAGCUGGCAACCAGCCCGAGGAGGGACACCUGCCCGUGGAGCCCAGCCUGGGCCUGGCCCGGAGGAGAGCACUGCUGCCUGAGCAGGAGGACGAGGAGCCGCGGAGCCUGGCCCUGGCCGGCCAGGAGCACCAUGCCCCGGCCCCGCUGACCCCCGGCCGCCAGCUCAGAGCCAUGUCAUCAUGCCAGCAGGUGUGGCAUACAGCCACGCCGCCCCCCGGCCUGAGCAGCCCCACAGCCCCCGUGCCCAGGUCCCCCGGCUCGGUCAGCGGCCCCAGGUCCCCCGGCUCGGUCAGCGGCCCCAGGUCCCCCGGCUCGGUCAGCGGCCCCAGGUCCCCCGGCUCGGUCAGCGGCCCCAGGUCCCCCGGCUCGGUCAGCGGCCCCAGGUCCCCCGGCUCGGUCAGCGGCCCCAGGUCCCCCGGCUCGGUCAGCGGCCCCAGGUCUCCCGGCUCGGUCAGCGGCCCCAGGUCCCCCGCAACCCCUGGCUCGGAGAAGGUGGCCUCCCCGCUGGAGUGCUCCAUCUGCUUCUCAGGCUACGACAACAUCUUCAAGACGCCCAAGGAGCUGUCCUGCACCCAUGUCUUCUGCUUGGAGUGCCUGGCACGGCUGGCGGCCGCCCAGCCAACUGGCCGGCCCGGCAGUGAGGCUGUGCCCUGCCCGUUCUGCCGGCAGCCCACCGCCGUGCCCGCCGACGGGGCCCCCGCACUGCGCACCAGCCGCCAGCUGCAGGCCAAGAUGCCGGCGCACCUGCGGCGGGAGGAGCCCGUGUGGCUAGAGGGCACCAAGCUGUGCUGCUGUCUCCCCCCCUCUGCGCCUGGCCUGGCGACACCCGGCUUUGUGUGCGUGGACGUGGGCCUGAGCAAGCCCCCCGAGCCCGCUGUGCCCACCCCCAGCCCCAGCCCCACCGGCCACCACCGGGGCCGCCUGGCCCGCUGCUGGGCCCGCUGCGGGGACUGGAAGCGCAUGGCGCUCGUCACGGCCCUGCUGCUGGCGCUCUUCUGCGUGGUGCUCUGGCCUGUGCAGUGCGCGCUCAGGACCGGCAGCCUGCACUGCCUGACCCGGCCGCCUGCCAUCGCCGUGCCAACUACCGUCACCUACCCAGCCACCUUCCCACUCGGGCCCCUGGCGGACGACUAGGUGGUCCAUGCUCCAUGCUGGGUCCCCAGCCCACAGCAGGAGUGAGGGGUGCGGCGGUGUUGGGAAUCAGUCCCAGGACCCCAAGGGCCCUAACAUCUCUGGGGACCCCAUUUGGCUCACCUGACCCCACUCUGCGGGGCUGGGUCCUGAUGGCUCCCCACAGCCUCCAAGAAUAAUAGGGUCCUAUGAGCCCCAGAGACCACCCCUAACUCCCAGUCGUGGAGACCGAGGCCCCGGCAGACCGCCUGGCCAGGCCCCCUGUUCGCACUGAGCAUCGCCCACAGGGGCAGCCCCUGUGAGAAGGGAGGCGUGCCACCCUUACGGUCACACUUCACACCGGCUCCUUCCCCAGGCAGGGCCGGCCCCUCCGUGGGGUGGGGGUGCUGACCCUGCUCCCUGAACAGGGCCCAUCCAGCCCUCCUGAACUGUACGUUUUUAAAUAAAUUAUUUUG